This is a messenger RNA of Vigna radiata var. radiata (mung bean), 2659 nucleotides long. Its product is annotated as probable glycosyltransferase STELLO1. The record is from RefSeq and is a predicted model, not a curated record. NCBI's taxonomy places the organism in Eukaryota, Viridiplantae, Streptophyta, Magnoliopsida, Fabales, Fabaceae. The coding region runs from base 260 to 2542 and encodes 760 amino acids. The transcript has 3 exons.
CAACUGAACCAGAAGAAGAUUCCACUCUACCAAACUACCUGCACUUGCAUUGAAGCUUAAGGAACCGACACACACAUGCCUGUCUGUCGGCAACCACAACCUUAAACAAAACUUCAACUCCCAUACCCCAAAAGAAACUUACCAGCAACAUUCUAUGUUUCGAUUAGGAAGAAAAAGAAAGAGUUGAAAGGUGUUCAGCUCAAGUCAAUCGGAAGAUACAUUUGGGGGAAGGUUCGAUUGAAAUCAUCGCCCAAACUCAAUGAUGGUCCAAGAGCAGCAUUCACUUCCAAAAUCAGUGAAUCAGAAGCCCAAAACGCGGACGGCGGCGCUGGCAGCUACCAAGAGCCUCGAUUUCUCCGCCUGGGUCUCAGAUAAUCUCGUCAGGAUCGUGGCUGUGGUGCUCCUUGUGGUGACCGUCGCUGCCGUGUUUUUCCUCCGGAACGCCGGCGACACUGCGGCGCUGCUCUGCUUUGAGAAGCAGGCGCAGGAGCUCGAGCGGAUCGCGUACCCGCGCGUGGACUGGAGUGCGAUCGCGCCGAUCGCGGACAAGACCUCGAAGUUCGCGAACUUCCGGACAGAGAAGUGGAUCGUGGUUUCGGUGUUGGGGUACCCGAGCGACACACUUAGGCGGCUUGUGAAGAUAAAGGGGUGGCAGGUGGUGGCGGUUGGUGGGUCGAAAACGCCGUCGGAUUGGAGUCUGAAAGGUGCGAUCUUUUUGUCCCUGGAGGAACAGGCCAAUUUGGGGUUUAGGGUUGUGGAUUACCUUCCUUAUGAUUCGUAUGUUAGAAAGAGUGUGGGUUAUUUGUUUGCGAUUCAGCAUGGUGCCAAGAAGAUUUUUGACGCUGAUGAUAGAGGGGAGGUGAUAGAUGAUGAUUUGGGUAAGCAUUUUGAUGUGGAGUUAGUAGGGGAAGGUGCCAGGCAAGAGGUUUUGUUGCAGUAUAGUCACGAUAACCCGAAUCGAACCGUUGUGAACCCUUAUGUGCAUUUUGGGCAGCGUUCGGUUUGGCCCAGAGGGUUGCCUCUGGAGAAGGCAGGGGAGAUUGGGCAUGAGGAAUUUUACACUCAGGUUUUUGGAGGGAAGCAGUUUAUUCAGCAGGGGAUUUCCAAUGGCCUGCCGGAUGUAGAUUCAGUGUUUUACUUCACCCGGAAGUCCACUUUGGAGGCGUUUGAUGUAAGGUUCGACGAGCAUGCGCCGAAGGUGGCGCUGCCGCAGGGUGUGAUGGUGCCAGUGAAUUCCUUUAACACGCUGUACCAUUCGCCGGCGUUCUGGGCCUUGAUGCUACCGGUGUCGGUGAGCACGAUGGCGUCUGAUGUGUUGAGGGGUUACUGGGGGCAGAGGCUGCUUUGGGAGGUUGGUGGGUAUGUUGCGGUUUAUCCACCUACGGUCCAUAGGUAUGACAGGAUUGAGGCGUACCCCUUUUCUGAAGAGAAGGAUCUUCAUGUGAAUGUUGGAAGGUUGAUUGAUUAUUUGGUUUUGUGGCGGUCUGAUAAGCAUAGGUUGUUUGAGAAGAUUCUGGAUUUGAGCUUUGCAAUGGCAGAGGAGGGGUUUUGGACUGAGACGGAUGUGAAGCUUACUGCUGCUUGGCUGCAGGAUUUGUUGGCUGUUGGCUAUCAGCAGCCGAGGUUGAUGUCGUUGGAGUUGGGAAGGCCUAGGCCAAAUAUUGGUCAUGGUGAUCGAAAAGAGUUUGUACCACAGAAGUUGCCAUCAGUGCAUCUUGGCGUAGAAGAAACAGGAACGGUGAAUUAUGAGAUUGCUAAUUUGAUCCGGUGGAGGAAAACUUUCGGGAAUGUUGUGCUUAUAAUGCACUGCAAUGGGCCGGUGGAACGAACCGCUCUUGAAUGGAGGUUGCUUUAUGGAAGGAUAUUCAGAUCUGUAGUUAUUUUGUCAGAAAAGAAGGAUGUAGAUCUUGUUGUAGAGGAGGGUCAUUUGGACUAUGCAUACAGGUACCUGCCCAAAAUUUUUGAGCAAUUUAGCAGUGCAGAAGGAUUUUUGUUCGUACAGGAUAAUACCAUUCUUAAUUACUGGAACUUACUACAAGCAGAUAAAACUAAACUGUGGAUCACUAAUAAGGUGUCGGAAUCUUGGUCUUCUGUAAUAACCAAUGGUGACAGCUCAGAUUGGUUAUCACAACAAGCAAGCAUGGUACAGAAGGUUGUUAGCACGAUGCCAGCACACUUUCAAGUGAGCUACAAAGAAACAAGUGACAAUGACAAGAACCUCCUAUUAUGCAGUUCUGAGGUGUUUUAUGUUCCUCAGCGACUUAUCAGUGAUUUUGUUGAGCUUGUUAGCCUUGUGGGCAAUCUAGAGAUUCAUCAGAAGGUUGCAAUUCCUAUGUUCUUUGUGUCCCUAGAUUCUCCUCAGAAUUUUGACCCUGUUCUUGAUUCAAUGAUCUACAAGCAAAAUCCUCCUGCUAAUUCCACCACUCUUUAUACUGCCAAAGUUCCUGCUGUUCAUCCAUGGAGCGUAUCGAGUGAGCAAGACUUCAUUAAGCUUAUCAGAAUAAUGGCAGAAGGAGAUCCACUUCUGAUGGAGUUAGUUUGAAAGUAGAAAACUCUUUCUUCUUGAUACUUGGUGACCAGAGAGGACGCAAGAAACAUGUAACACUUAAAUAGCACUCCUACACGCUCUCUUUUUAAUCGAAAACAGUGUUACACAGUA